This is a messenger RNA of Cuscuta campestris, 448 nucleotides long. Lineage: Eukaryota; Viridiplantae; Streptophyta; Magnoliopsida; Solanales; Convolvulaceae. The record is from the annotation of a GenBank genome assembly.
AGCUAACAUUUACUAUAUUUUCGUCUCUCAAGUCUUUUUCUCCCUAGUCAUCGAGGGUUCUUUGCGGCGUUUUCUCCCUAGUCAUCUAGGGCUCUUUGUAAUUUUUUUGUUCGAUUUCUUGCACUCCUCCUUCCAUGGAUGAUUCAGAGCUCCAGCAAAUCAAUAAUAAAGUCUCCCGAUUGAAUAUAUUGGAGGACGAAGAAGGCAUCUCCUUGGCGCCCAAUCUUGUUGCGGAGAGUCAAUUUGAUGUGGUGCGAACUUGGGUCAUGGCAGGUCGUCUGCUUCCGGAGAAAGUAGUUAAAUUUGAUGUUAUGAAACAGGUUCUGCUGCCAUCUGGAAGCCUGCGUUUGGAGUGCGCUUCGCUCAAGAGGAGGCAUGCAGGUAGGGAUUUGGAUCAGGAGGACCGGCCUGGAGGACAUUGACACGUGACGCCAUGGAUGACGUCGUC